AGUGUCAGUUUCCAUAAUGCGGGAAAGGAAAGAUACAGAAACCGCAUCUUGCUUGCUCUAAGAUCAACUCAUUUGCUUCAAAUCGAUAGGGUUUCUCUGCCUGUUUUCAUCGCUCUCUGGAGGGGAAUGAUGCAUAUCUUUGGGCAUCAGGUCUGAGAAGUUCAGAUUUGACUCAUUUUUUCCAAUAAACUAAUACACGAACUAUGAGGUGGUUUAGAGCAAGCUCCGCUUUAGCAAGACUUGCCAUUAAGAGAAGCUUAGUGCAGGGAGGAUCAUAUGCUGGGGAAUCAAGGAUCAGUGCAUCUCAAAGUCGAUAUUUUCAUUCCACACUUUUUAAAUCAAAAGCUCAAGGUGCUCCAGUUCCACGUGCUGUUCCCCUUUCUAGGCUUACUGAUAGCUUUUUAGAUGGAACUAGUAGCGUCUACUUGGAGGAACUUCAAAGGGCUUGGGAGGCUGAUCCUACCAGUGUUGAUGAGUCAUGGGAUAAUUUCUUCAGAAACUUCGUGGGUCAGGCUGCCACAUCUCCUGGCAUUUCUGGCCAAACAAUACAAGAGAGUAUGCGUUUAUUGUUGCUUGUGAGAACAUAUCAGGUUAAUGGUCACAUGAAAGCCAAGUUGGAUCCCUUGGAUUUGGAAGAAAGGGAAAUUCCUGAUGAGUUGGACCUUGCACAUCAUGGUUUCACAGAAGCUGAUCUUGAUCGGGAAUUCUUCUUGGGGUUGUGGAAAAUGUCUGGGUUUUUGUCUGAGAACCGCCCUGUUCAAACACUCAGAUCCAUUUUGACCCGUCUUGAGCAAGCAUAUUGUGGAAGCAUCGGAUAUGAGUACAUGCAUAUUGCAGACCGUGAUAAAUGUAACUGGUUGAGGGACAAGAUUGAGACCCCAACAUCAACGUAUUACAAUCAACAACGCAAGGGGGUUAUUCUCGAUCGGCUUAUAUGAAGCACACAAUUUGAGAACUUUUUGGCGACCAAGUGGACCACAGCAAAGAGGUUUGGGCUCGAGGGAGGGGAGACUUUGAUUCCUGGGAUGAAAGAAAUGUUUGAUAGGGCUGCAGAUCUCGGGGUUGAGAGCAUAGUUAUCGGAAUGCCUCAUAGAGGGAGAUUAAAUGUCUUGGGUAAUGUUGUCAGAAAGCCACUACGUCAAAUAUUUAGUGAGUUUAGUGGUGGUACAAAGCCUGUCAAUGAGGUUGGGCUCUAUACAGGAACUGGUGAUGUGAAGUAUCAUUUGGGAACUUCUUAUGACCGACCAACUAGGGGUGGCAAGAGGAUCCACCUCUCGUUGGUUGCUAAUCCAAGUCAUUUGGAAGCUGUUGAUCCUGUGGUUGUUGGAAAAACUCGGGCAAAGCAAUACUACUCAAAUGAUGUGGACCGCACAAAGAAAAUGGGUGUUUUGAUUCAUGGAGAUGGUAGUUUUGCUGGACAAGGUGUUGUCUACGAGACUUUACAUCUCAGCGCUCUUCCAAACUACACCACUGGCGGCACCAUUCACAUCGUUGUAAACAAUCAGGUAGCAUUUACUACUGACCCAAGGUCAGGAAGAUCCUCACAGUACUGUACUGAUGUUGCUAAAGCCUUGAAUGCACCCAUCUUCCAUGUGAAUGGAGAUGAUGUGGAAGCAGUUGUUCAUGUAUGUGAGCUGGCAGCAGAAUGGCGCCAGACCUUUCAUUCAGAUGUUGUAGUUGAUUUGGUUUGUUACCGUCGUUUUGGGCACAAUGAGAUUGAUGAGCCAUCUUUCACCCAACCUAAGAUGUAUCAGGUAAUCAGGAAUCAUCCCUCAUCUCUUGAGAUCUAUAGGAAGAAACUUUUAGAUUCGGAGCAUGUGACUCAAGAAGACAUUGAGAAGAUACAGUCCAAGGUCAAUUCAAUACUUAAUGAAGAAUUUAUUGCCAGCAAAGAUUAUGUUACUAAAAGAAGGGAUUGGCUUUCAGCAUAUUGGGCUGGAUUCAAGUCCCCUGAACAGCUCUCACGUAUUCGGAAUACAGGGGUUAAACCAGAAAUCUUGAAGAAUGUAGGAAAAGCUAUUACAUCCCUUCCUGAUAACUUCAAGCCACACAGGUCAGUCAGAAAGGUGUAUGAACAGCGUGCCCAAAUGAUUGAAACUGGGGAUGGCAUUGACUGGGCCCUAGGAGAAGCACUUGCUUUUGCCACAUUGUUAGUGGAAGGUAACCAUGUCAGAUUAAGUGGACAGGAUGUUGAAAGAGGUACCUUUAGCCAUAGACAUUCAGUUCUUCAUGAUCAGGAAACAGGAGAAAAGUAUUGCCCUCUUGAUCAUGUUAUCAUAAACCAGAAUGAGGAGAUGUUUACGGUCAGUAAUAGUUCUCUCUCAGAAUUUGGCGUUCUUGGAUUUGAGUUGGGUUAUUCAAUGGAAAAUCCCAAUUCACUGGUAAUUUGGGAAGCUCAAUUUGGUGAUUUUGCGAAUGGGGCACAAGUGAUAUUUGAUCAGUUCUUAAGCAGUGGAGAAUCGAAGUGGCUGCGACAAACAGGACUUGUUGUGCUACUUCCUCAUGGCUAUGAUGGCCAGGGUCCGGAACAUUCAAGUGCAAGACUGGAGCGUUUCCUUCAGAUGAGUGAUGAUAACCCUUAUGUUAUGCCUGAGAUGGAUCCAACUCUUAGGAAGCAAAUUCAAGAAUGCAAUUGGCAAGUUGUGAAUGUUACAACUCCUGCUAACUACUUUCAUGUGCUUAGGCGUCAGAUUCACAGGGAAUUCCGCAAGCCUCUCAUUGUGAUGUCUCCCAAAAACCUGCUUCGUCAUAAGGACUGUAAAUCCAAUCUGUCUGAGUUUGAUGAUGUAAAAGGCCACCCAGGCUUUGACAAGCAGGGGAUUAGAUUUAAGCGCCUUAUCAAGGACCAAAAUCUGCACUCUGAUUGUGAAGAAGGUAUCAGGCGUUUGAUACUUUGCUCUGGAAAGAUUUAUUAUGAACUAGAUGAAGAGCGGAAAAAAAUCGAUGGAAAGGACAUUGCAGUAUGUCGGGUGGAACAGCUAUGUCCAUUCCCAUACGAUCUCAUCCAGCGAGAGUUGAAACGGUAUCCAAAUGCUGAGGUUGUUUGGUGCCAAGAGGAGCCAAUGAACAUGGGUGCGUACAGCUACAUAAGUCCUCGUCUUGGUUCUGCCAUGAAGAAUCUGGCCCGAGGAACAAUUGAAGAUAUCAAAUACGUUGGUCGGGCUCCAUCUGCGGCUACAGCCACCGGUUUUUAUCAAGUUCAUGUUAAAGAACAAACCGAAAUUAUUGAGAAAGCACUGCAGCAUGACCCAAUCAUGUAUCCCCAUUGAAGUCCCUCCAGAUCCCAUUAGUAAGCGAUUCACAACAUAUUAAAAGAUAUGUAAAUGUAAACUUUAUAUGGUCCUAAAUUCUGUACUUUCAUUGUAAUUUUUCUGCAUAUGUUUCUAUUGAGUGACUUAUUAUGUUAGGCUGUAUGCAGUCUCAUGCAGACGUAUUCUGCUCAAUGGAAUAAAGAUACUGAUCAAUGUAAAAUUUGUUGGAAAAAAAUUCUCAUUGUUAGCCGUUCAUCCCACUGUUGUCUCCUAAAAUACCUCAAGGCUUCAUAUUUAUUGGAACCGGUAACUCAAAACAUUUACAUUCUUAAAGCAUGUAUCGUGAUCUCUCUCUCUCUCUCACACAUACACUUGUCAUAGUUAGAGCGGGAGAGUAUAAUUCUACCUAGAUCUGAACUAUAUAUGAUGCUUUAUUCCAAUCAACUUCUGUUGGUUGGACAAUUAUCUCAUCCAGUAAACUAUGUAUUUCGUAACAUGUAGAAAAAGAAAAGUAAUAUUCUCAUAUUCUGAUUUUCAUCUGAUGUUUGGAUAUCUUGACUUCUGCAAUCUCAUAUUCUUGAAAGCAGGCCUGACGUUGUACUUUCUUUCUUUUGCAGACACCCACUUCCAUUAACGUUAUAUUGUUUUCCAACACUUUUAUCAGGGAUAUUUGUCGUUUUCAUCCAUACAAUAUUCCUACCUGUAAAUUUGUAAUGGGCUAAUUGAUUAUGAUGUUUUGUUAUCAACAGUUGCUAUUUCGAGAGUCUGAGAUGGAUUGCAAUUACAAGGGCCGUCUACUCUUCAUCAGAAUUGGAAUUUCCACAGCAUACCUUAGAAUCACACUUCCCCUUGUGGAAGCUGAGAGGGAUGGCAUUUUAAUUUUCAAUGCUCAUUUAAACUAUUAGCUCUAAUAAAAUGACAUCAACAGUAGCUGUUUUCUUAUUAUAUUGGUUUUUUACUUUGCCAGAAAUUCUGAUUCCACAACAACACUUGCUAGUUGCUCCACUCAAAGGCUGGGAGACCAACUUGCUCUGUGCAAAACUCCAUUACGGAAGGAAAAGAACCCAACCUCUUAAAUUAUCCAUUUGACAUUAAGCAGCUUGAAAAAGAAAUGAGCUCGAUAACGCAGGCCAAUAUAGUAUUGCAGGAGAUGAUGAUAUGUUAAACUAUUUGCUCAUUUAAGACAAAAAAAGAAAAAAAAAGGA
This is a messenger RNA of Momordica charantia (bitter melon), 4456 nucleotides long. RefSeq lists its product as uncharacterized. Gene Ontology annotation, molecular function: oxoglutarate dehydrogenase (succinyl-transferring) activity; thiamine pyrophosphate binding. The record is from RefSeq and is a predicted model, not a curated record. Gene Ontology annotation, biological process: tricarboxylic acid cycle. Gene Ontology annotation, cellular component: oxoglutarate dehydrogenase complex; mitochondrion. NCBI's taxonomy places the organism in Eukaryota, Viridiplantae, Streptophyta, Magnoliopsida, Cucurbitales, Cucurbitaceae.